Molecule: messenger RNA, 2419 nt
Organism: Mytilus californianus (California mussel)
Lineage: Eukaryota; Metazoa; Mollusca; Bivalvia; Mytilida; Mytilidae
Product: putative ankyrin repeat protein RF_0381
Exons: 11
Coding region: 192-2351 (719 amino acids)
Molecular function (GO): protein binding
Source: RefSeq, a predicted model, not a curated record
GUAGAUAACAAAAUAUCUUAUAUCAAUAUUCUAAACAAUUUGAAACACCGAGAACAAUAGCGCUGACUGCAUGUGAAUAUCGUUGUAGCAAUUUUGAUGUAACGUAUUCUGGAAUUUAUUCUAUAUGUUAAAGUCGCAAACGUAUGUCACAGUUGAAUUUAAACAAUCGAACUUGAAUUUAUAAGUCCAGUAUGCCUAAGUUACGCGAAACAAAACUGUAUCAGUAUAUUGCAACGAAAAGUGUAGAUGAAUUACGAAUAGAAUGUUACAACCACAUCAGCAGUGGGAAAGAUGUAAACGUAAAGGAUAGCGACACUGGAGAGACAUAUCUACAUUGUCUGUGUGAUCAAAUUGAACGGUUUAUGGAUGAAAAUGGAGUAUCAAUAAUCUAUAUUUUGGCCUGUAAAGGAGUAGAUCUUGACAUACAAGACAAUGUAGGAGAAACUUUCUUACACAAGAUUGUCAGGAUCCCAGGUGCAUAUCGUGCACUUAUUGCUGCGGUCAGAUGUGGUGCCGACAUGAUGGUGCUUGAUAAUCGUGACAGAACACCAGAAGAUAUCUUACGUAUAGAACAACCAGAAGGAUGGCAAGAGACGUUACACUGGUGGAAUAAAUUUAAACCAGGCCUAUACAGAGCAACAUUAGAAGAUAAUCCUGAUAGAACCUUGGUGAAAAACUUGCUGAAGUAUUGGUGCAGAGUAAACAUUGUGAAACAUGGAAAAGAUUAUAGCGUGAAAACUAGACUAAGGCAGAGGGCUAAAGACAUUGAUCUCGUCUAUCUAAUAGAGAAGUACGAGAACACUAUAGAGUUUGCUCUAGCAGCACUGUCGGGAAAAACACAAAUAUUGUCAAGCUGGAACAAACGAAUAGAAAAUAAUCCAAUCAUAAUGAAGACUAUAAACUUAAAUGUGUGUGAUUGGAGUUACCAAAGAAGCCCAGAUUCUCUGGAGGUUCCAGUGCCAUUGUUGUUCUAUAUAUGGAGAAUGAACAGAGUAGACAUGACAGAACUAUUAUUAGAGUUUGGUGUUGAUUCUGCAUUGUUAUAUUCUACUGAUCCAUCCAAGGAACAAGUCAAACCAUUAUUCUUCCAAUUAGUGUGUGGUGAACAGAAACCCAGCGAUGAAAUAAUAUAUAGAACCUUACAAAAAUCUGAUCUUUCUGCUAAAAACUAUGAUGGACAGACAUUAUUGUAUGAAGCAAUUAAACACAGAUCUUCUAGUCAUCUUGUUGAAUUUUUGUUAAAAAGAGGAAUUAAUAUCGGAGCAAGAGACAAAUAUGGACAGACUGCCAGAGACUUUGCUCUUUCUUUGAACAAAAAAGGAAGUAAAUAUGUAAAAAUAAUUGAUCAAUAUGUUGUUGAUAUGGUGAAGGACAGUAAUAUCCAAGGAGUAGAAGCUCUGAUCCUACAGGGGUAUGACCAUCUUGUGGAUGUUAUUGAUGAAAAGGAAGAAUUGGGAGUACUAAGUUUGGCAAAGACAACUGGAUCUCAAUAUCUUGUAGAAAUACUGACUAAAGUAGAAAAAUCAAAGGAGCAUGUAGAGAAAAUGUUUAGAAUAGCACACAAAGGGAGAUUAGCAGAACUACGGCCAUUACUAGGCAAGAAGUACUCAUCAGCAGUUGACAUUUGUGGAAGGAAUGUUUGCCACAUAGCUGUAGUCUAUAAAAGGAGGGAAUUCAUUAAAUGUUUCAUUGACAAUUAUACAACUUUACUCAACAAGAAAGAUAAUCUUGGUAGAACACCAUUCCAUUAUGCACAAGUAUUGUUAGAAGGGGAUGAAUUAACAGAGUACAUGUUACAGAAAGGUGCUGAUACAACUAUAAAGGAUGUGCUUGGUAGAACCCCUCUCGAUUAUAAGUGUAGUACCUGUGGACAAAGAUCUUUCUACAUGCGACAGAAAGAAGUAAAAAACUAUGCAAUGGAUGUCUAUGUAGCACAAACAAAUUUUGAAGAAAGUCUUUCUACAGCAAUAAAGAAUGGAAAACUAGAUGAAGUUACUUCCCUUGUUGGUGGCUUGAAGAGCCAAUCAAAAGACACAGAUUAUUUAUCUAGAUUUAACAUUUUCUUGUUCAAUUGCCUGGAACAUAACCAAGAAGAGAUAGCUAUAUUCCUUAUACAAGAAGGAAUGAAUACCAAUGUUUUCAAACAGUAUGAUAAAUGUAACCCUAAUGACCAACUCUGUGCAAUGUUAGAAUGUGAUCACAGUCCAAAAUAUUUCAAGGAUGUAGCAAAACAAAAGAAGUGUCAAAGAAUUCUUGAUUUUCUGGAUGAAAUAUUUAAAGACUUGGAAAAAGAAAUACAAGAAAAGAAAAGAGCAGAUUUUAUGGCAUUUUCUCAGUUUGGUCUAGUGUAGUGUCUUAUAGUACUUAAAUUGAACAUUAUUGAAUCAGAACUAUGUAAUACAGCUGACUUAAUUGAAAA